CGGAGAGAGAGGGUGAGCAGCAUUUGCACCCCCAGCUCAAACCCAUCGACAUUCCCCUCCCCUCCCCUCCUCCGUCCCACCUCUUUCCGCUGAUAAGCACAGCACUCCCCUGCCUUCCAUUAGACGGCCGGCCCGGACGACGAUUCUUCAAGGUGGAGCGAAUGGCGGUGGAGUGGUCCGACGGCGGCGAGGAGUUCCUGCUCCCCGACGAGUUCUUGGACGACGACUUCUUCUCCGAGGAGGAGAAGGCCGCGGUGGCCGCGCGGAGCGAGAGCGAUGAGGAGGACAGCUUGGCCGGCCUCUCGCGCCGCCUCGCCGGCCUCCUCGGCGGCGACAAACUUGCCGUCACGCCUGCCAAGGAGGAGGUGACUGCGGGGUCGCCCAAGUCGACGCUGUGCGGGCUGCCCAAGUCCGGCCACGAGAGCCCCAACAGCGGCGCCUCCCAGGGCAACUCGCCGCCGUCGUCCCCGCUGGAGCAGCAGCCGGCCGACCCGUGGGACGUCCUCUACGAGGCGGCCGGGCAGGUCAACAGCAUCCCGGCGCCGGGCAACCCCUACGGUUUACACGGCCGCGGUGGCUUUCUGCCGCCUGCGCGGAAGGCCUCGCCUCCUCCGCCGCCGCCUCACGUGCCUGCGCCAGCCGGCACGGCCGCGGGCGGCGUGUACUACCACCCGUUCGCGCACCUCAUCACGCAGCGCCAGAUACAGGCUGCCAGGUUUCAUCUCCUCAAACAGCAGCAGCUCUUCAAGCAGCAGAGGGACCGGCAGCUGGCCGCGGCCGCUGCAUGGGGCGUGCGUCGUAACGCGGCAGCCAAGAGGGCCGGCGCCGCUCCGAUUGACCUGAGCCCGGCGUCGUUCCCGCCGCUGCUGAAGACGCAGCUGCAGCACGCGCCUGCACCCCACCCCACCCAUCCCGCCGCCGCCGGCAUGCGGGCCGUGUUCCUGACGCCGCCCGGCGCCAAGCGCGAGCGCAACGGCACCGGCGUCUUCCUCCCGCGCCCGGCCGGCGCCCCCGCCGAGCCCAGGAAGAAGUCUGGCUGCUCGACGGUUCUUGUCCCCGCCCGUGUCGUGCACGCUCUGAAUCUGAACCUCGACGACCUCGCCGCCCAGCCUCGCUACGCCGGUGGCAUCGUUCUUGACCAUGAGGCCUUGAUCAGUCGGAGCAACGCCAUGCUCGCAAGCCAGAAGAUGCGGGCCGCGGAGAGCCCGGCGCCGCCGGCGCUCUGCCACAGUUCCUGAACCCAGUCUCCCACCGGAACAAUCCCUGUUCUUGGCUCCAUUUAAUCUCAAAAAUAAAAAUUAGUACCAGCAGUAAUCUGUAUUAGGUUGUAGUAGCACUAGUAAUAGAAGUAGUAGUAGUAGCGUCAGUUUUAGCAGGUGUGUAUUUUGGAUUGGUGACGCAUUGGUUUUGGGGCGCCGGCGAUGGUAAAGCGGUGGAGAUGGAUGAGCAAGCAAGAAAUCCAUGUUAGUUGGUUUGUUAGAAGCAAUAAGUGGGGCUCUUUCGGAGGCGAGAGAGAUGUGUUAGCGGUUUGUAGCAGGCGAGAUGAUAAUGUUGGAGUGAAAUGAGGCUAUAAUCUUGAAGGAGCAGAAAUAAAAGGCCCAUGUUAUCUCCCCGUCUCCGUCCAUGGCUGGCUUUCUUUGCCGCUUUGCCAAGGAGCCCCAGCGCACAUCCAGCUAAGGUUUCCCUCUCUGUUCCCCACCCCUUCUGCAGCCUUUCGCUUGCGCCUGAAGCUUUGCCGUGGGCUCCAUGAAUAAGGGCGCUCGUUCGUUGUGUGUGACGAGAAAUAAAGGAAGGAUUUUCUUGAUUUUUGUUGUAAUAGUUAGUUGUAGUACUAAGUAUUUCAUUUCAUUCGUUGCUUUAGCGGCAACAGCCGCAAAGUUAGGCUCCGCUUUAUGAUAAUAAUAGAAAUAAUUAUAGAAUUGUACUUGUUCCUCGGAA
This is a messenger RNA of Triticum dicoccoides, 1938 nucleotides long. Its product is annotated as proline-rich protein 12-like. Bases 162 to 1238 code for a protein of 358 amino acids. The record is from RefSeq and is a predicted model, not a curated record. The transcript is spliced from 5 exons. NCBI's taxonomy places the organism in Eukaryota, Viridiplantae, Streptophyta, Magnoliopsida, Poales, Poaceae.